AUGUCACCUCCAAGAACGGCUGCCACAAUUCUCAGAAUUAGAGCAUCCCGAUAUGAUGAUGAUGCUCAUGUUGAUGACGAUGAUGAUGAUGAUGAUGUUCAUGUUGAUGAUGAUGAUGAUGAUGUUCAUUUUGAUGAUGAAGGUGAUAAUGAUGAUGAUAAUGAUGAUGAUUAUGAUGACAAUGAUGAUGAUGAUGAUGGUGAUGAUGAUGAUGAUGAUGAUGAUAAUGAUGUUCAUGUUGAUGACGAUGAUGAUGAUCAUGAUGAUGAUGUUCAUGUUCAUGAUGAUGAUGAUGAUGAUGCAGAUGAUGAUGAUGAUGAUGAUGACGAUGAUGAUGAUGAUGUUCAUGUUGAUGAUGAUGAUGAUGAUGAU
Echinostoma caproni is the source of this 372-nucleotide messenger RNA. The record is from the annotation of a GenBank genome assembly. NCBI's taxonomy places the organism in Eukaryota, Metazoa, Platyhelminthes, Trematoda, Plagiorchiida, Echinostomatidae.